Messenger RNA from Nematostella vectensis (starlet sea anemone), 2495 nucleotides. RefSeq names its product nuclear factor NF-kappa-B p105 subunit. Bases 304 to 1626 code for a protein of 440 amino acids. Gene Ontology annotation, molecular function: RNA polymerase II cis-regulatory region sequence-specific DNA binding; DNA-binding transcription factor activity, RNA polymerase II-specific. The transcript is spliced from 11 exons. The record is from RefSeq and is a predicted model, not a curated record. Gene Ontology annotation, cellular component: cytoplasm. NCBI's taxonomy places the organism in Eukaryota, Metazoa, Cnidaria, Anthozoa, Actiniaria, Edwardsiidae. Gene Ontology annotation, biological process: canonical NF-kappaB signal transduction; cellular response to stress; non-canonical NF-kappaB signal transduction.
UUCUACAGUGUAUUUUGAGUCACGUGGUCAAGUGUGACCAAUCAAGAAAAGCGCUGUGUUCGGGGAAGUCCCGGGACUGGGACAUUCCCUACAAAUGGCGGAUGGACUUCACAUUUGAAUGUAUUUGCUUUCUCGGUACAGGAAGUUGCUAAAUUUAUACUUAAAAGCCCCAGGAUUCAGUCGAACUCAGUAGCAGAGCAUCUAUUCGAUUCCUAGUAAGGAAAGAAUGUGUUCCAGAUAACACAACGUUAAUUCAAGAGAAAAGAUCUAUAAUAUCCUAUUGGUGUAUCAAGUGCAGUAAUCAUGACACAGUCUGAACAGCAAGUGGGUAGUGCUCUCACAGAAAGCAUGUUAAAUGAGAUCAUUCAACCUGGUUAUCUACCUGAUAUCAGUGCUCUGCAUGUCCCAUUAGGCACAAAUGCAGAGGAGCCUUCUUACACCGAGCCCUACCUAGAAAUUCUUGAACAGCCUAAACCGCGUGGUUUCCGGUUCCGAUACCCAUGUGAAGGGCCUUCCCAUGGGGGACUCCCUGGGCAGUUUUCGACUUCUAAAAGCAAGUCAUACCCGUCUGUCCAGGUGAACAACUACCAAGGACCAUGUAGAAUAGUUGUAACCUUGGUCACAAAAGAUGAACCUUAUAUGCUACAUGCACAUAGUUUAACUGGGAAGAAUGCUAAUGAAGAAGGAGUAGUCACCGUACAAGUGGGGCCGGAUCAACACAUGACAGCGAGCUUCCCAAACUUGGGAAUCAAGCAUGUCACUAAAAAGAAUGUUGUUAAAGUACUAAUGGAUAGAUUUAUAAAGUGGCAAACUCUGCAAAAUGCAACUUUCGCCAAAUUGUCAGAAGGUAUCAAGGAUGGUGUAGACCUAUCACUCUUUGGUGUCAAUACAGCCAUAAACUCAAACAAGCUUGGGUUUGACAAAAAUGUGGCGCUCUCUGUCGCAAACCAAGAAGCUGCCAAAAGUAGAGAGUACGCUAAGCAACAGGCCGCUGCCAUGGAUCUAAGUGCUGUGAGACUCUGCUUCCAGGCAUACCUACCAGACCAAGAUGGCAACUUUACCAGACCUCUGAAGCCAGUGUACUCAGAUGCUGUCUUGGACUCAAAAGCACCAUCAGCAUCUCAAUUGAAAAUCUGUCGCAUGGACAAGAACUCGGGAUGUGUAACUGGUGGUGAUGAAAUAUACCUGCUUUGUGACAAAGUUCAGAAAGAUGACAUUGAGAUACACUUUUAUGAAAUGGAUGAUAUCACUGGCAAGUACACAUGGGAAGAUUUAGGGAAGUUCUCUCCAUGCGAUGUGCACCGACAGUUUGCCAUAGUGUUCAAGACUCCGCCUUAUUGGAACAUUGCUAUCGAGAGACCAGCAAAUGUCCUUGUAGAGCUUCGACGUAAGAAGAAUGGUGGGGAAACAAGUGAACCUGUGCAAUUCACUUACCAGCCACAACUUUUUGACAAGGAGGCGAUUGGUGCCAAACGCCGCAAGACAGUGCCACACUUUACCGACUUUCUUUCCGGCGGCUCAUCUGGAGCUACAGGUGGAGGGGGAAGUUCAAUGUCCGGAUUCAACUUCCCAGCUGAUUUUCUUCAGCAGGGGGUGUUCCCCACCCAAAACCCUUCAAACAUGUGAAGGCUUAAAUUGGCUUCCAUUCAAUUGGGUUUUUGUCCAAGCCAGCAAGCACACGGUAUGCUCCCUGCAAAGAGCCCCUCCUACAUGUAAAGGAAUGUCGGCUUAGAUACAAAUCUGGUGUCUUCCUUUAAAAAGCGAGAGGGAAUCCUUUCCUCGACAAGCUAGCGGGACAAAGGGUGUGAAUGCUCCCCACGUGAAGGAAUGUUUGCAAAGAGUACUAAAUGGAAAAACUUAAGACAUACAAGAAAGCCAUGUCAGAUAUAAAAGGGAACAUGCCACAUUGUACAAAGCGGACAAUAUGGUGUGUGUUUUUUUAAGUACGUUUAGAGAAUUAUAUAAACCUUAAAGGUAGUGUAUUCGUAUUCUCCAUUUCCUUUUUGUAGUAGCAAAAAAGGCGGACUGUGAAUCAUAAUCGUUUGCAGCCCUCAUGGCUAUCAAAUGAUACGAAUACAGAUUUUAAAACUAUGUGUUAAGUCGAUGUGCUUCUUAUAACAGGUAUGGAGCCUGUGCUUUUAUCAUGAUACCUACGAUGGUAGGUACGACAUGCGGAUCUCACAGUAAACCUUUAAAAAAAAACAAAAAAAAAAACAGGUGAACCUCUCUGAAGCGGUCACUUUGUAUAAUGGCCGCCAAAAGCAGGUGACCGCUAAAGAGUGCUGCUUAAUAGAGGUUGGAUCUAGAUGUAUACGGUAGGAGAAGUAAGGAAACAAGAGGGCUGGUGCUGUAAGUUGAUAAUUGGUUUGUGUAGUUUUAACGGAGUUUAAUCAUGCUCUAUCAAAUAGUGCAACUAAUCUUAUCUUGUAAAUAUAUGUACACAUAUGUAUAGUGAUCGUUAUCUAAAGCUUCUAAUAAAUUUGUGUUUUAACGUC